CUUCCGUGUUUUUCACUGACCGGGAAGUCAAUCCGCUAUACCCCGGGGGUAGGGCAUUACGUCGCACCUAUACGUGUUAUUAGAAGCACGCCACAACACCGGCAAAACAGAAUUUGACCGGGAAUAAUUCACACAAGUAUGGGUUUUUUAAGCAAUCUGGACAUAGCUUUGACCUGGAUUCUCCCCUGUCUGUUCAUUGUGGACGGUUCAAUAAAAGUCAUCCCAUUCAACAUAGAACUUUUUGGAGAGAUCUCACGAGAGUUCCAGGAUUUCUCCAAAGUUUGCCCUUUGACCUGGGUGGGAUACACCCCCUCGUCGGAUAAUUACCGGAUAUUUGUCGGCGUGUACGAAGUGGCGUGUAGUAUCGCCAUCCUCAUAUCCGAUGAACUAAAAACUGUGGCCACGGCAAUUCUCACCUUCAUUUCAAUCGGAGCAGUUUUUACCCAUGUUUCCCUUGGAGAUACAACAUCCGCUGUUCCUCCAACGGUGACCGGUGCCUUGUUUUUGUUCCUGUUCAUUAGAUCGUAUGUGAAGUCAUCCGUGAAAGCACCCAAACAUAAAGUACCAAAGAAACUUAAAGUCAAAUAAACUAUUACGAUAUUGCUUUAUUGCAUUGUUUAUUUAUUGUGCUUGAUAUAAAGUAAUAAAGCAUUUACACA
Messenger RNA from Magallana angulata, 659 nucleotides. RefSeq lists its product as uncharacterized. The coding region runs from base 139 to 588 and encodes 149 amino acids. Lineage: Eukaryota; Metazoa; Mollusca; Bivalvia; Ostreida; Ostreidae. The transcript has 3 exons. The record is from RefSeq and is a predicted model, not a curated record.